Molecule: messenger RNA, 438 nt
Organism: Jatropha curcas
Lineage: Eukaryota; Viridiplantae; Streptophyta; Magnoliopsida; Malpighiales; Euphorbiaceae
Source: RefSeq, a predicted model, not a curated record
AUGCCCAGCCUUAUGCAAAAAUUCUUGAAGAGUCCUGAGCAAGAAAAGAAGAUUGAUCAUCAAGGAACGGUAAUGUUAACAGAGGAAUGUAGUGCAAUCAUUCAAAUAAAUUGCCUCCCAAAGUUAAAAGAUCCAGGAGUUUUUCUACAUUCGCUUGUAAUAUUUGGAAAUCUUGAAAUUUUAAAAAAGCUUUUAGCAGAUUUAGGUGCAAGAAUUACAUCUUAUGUCCUUAUGAAGUUUUCAAGAACUGCUAAGGAUGGGAGAGCUGAAACCAAUAAGAAAUGUCUCCUACAUAUUGGCCGGAUUGAUCAAUCAAAAAAUAUCGAAGAAAGGAAUUGUAGAGAUGUAGUUCGUCAAGGAUUGGUAAAAUUUAUUUGCCCUGUUGAUUUGGUUAUUCUUGACAUUGAUGAAGAUAGAGAAGGAUCCCUAAAUCCUUAG